AGAGAGGGACGGAGGACACUGAGUGGAGGCCGGUGGAGGGAUUGGCAGAGAGGGACGGAGGACACUGAGUGGAGGCCGGUGGAGGGAUUGGCAGAGAGGGGGUGGAAAACACUGAGUGGAGGCCAUUGGAGAGAUUGGCAGAGAGGAAUGGAGGACACUGAGUGGAGGCCAGUGGAGGAAAUGGCAGAGAGGGGUGGAGGACACUGAAUGGAGAUCAGUGGAGGGAUUGGCAGAGAGGGUUGGAGGACACUGAAUGGAGAUCAGUGGAGGGAUUGGCAGAGAGGGGUGGAGGACACUGAAUGGAGAUCAGUGGAGGGAUGGCAGAUAUGGAACGAUUGCAUUCAUGAUAGGCUGAAGAGGGGAUAGCCUGCGAUGAGGUCAGCCAAUGAGGAGGGA
Molecule: messenger RNA, 396 nt
Organism: Staurois parvus
Lineage: Eukaryota; Metazoa; Chordata; Amphibia; Anura; Ranidae
Source: the annotation of a GenBank genome assembly